CUGAUCGCCGCCGCCCUCACCGACGGGAGAACCCGUCUCACCGGCGUCCCGGAGGGGGACGACAUCCGGGCCGCGAUCUCGGCGGUGGGAGCGCUCGGCGCCCGGACGAACGGCAGCGGGGACCAUCUCGAAGUGCGCGGGCUACCGGACCAUCAGGGUCUCACCGGCACUGCCACCGGCUCCGGGGACGCCACCAUGGUCUCGGUAGGCGAGUCGGGGACGCUGCUCCGCUUUCUGACGGCAGCGGCAGCUACCGCGCCGGGACCCAUCACCAUCACCGGAAGCGGCCGGAUUCGGGAACGGCCGGUCGCGGGCCUGGUGGCGGCGCUCGAAGCGCUCGGCGCCGAUGUCGAGACCAGCAAGGGUUACGCACCGCUUACCGUGCGCCCAGGCCGCUUCGAGGGCGGGAAGGUGCGGGUGGCCGCACGGGAAAGCAGCCAGUUCGCCAGCGCGCUGCUCCUCGCCGCUCCCCGCGCCGCCCGCGGGAUUGCCAUCGAGUUGGAGAGCGACCCGGUGUCGGCGUCCUACCUCGACCUGACGGUCAGCGUGAUGGCCCGCUGCGGGGUAGCCGUGGAGCGACCCGGACCGCGGCGGUUCCGGGUCGCCGCCGGCGCGCGGUACCGGCCCGGCGAGCACCGGAUCUCGGGGGACUGGACCACGGCGAGCUACUUCUUCGCGGCCGCCGCCAUCGCGCCCGGCCGCGUCACGGUGGACGGACUCGAUCCGGAGUCGCCCCAGGGGGAACGCGGCUUCUCUGAGAUCCUGCGCCGGAUGGGCUGCGAGGUGACGGAAGAACCCGCCGGCGACGGCGUCCGCGUAACGGUCACGGGCGCCCGGCGCCUCCGCGGAGUCACCGUGGACAUGGGCUCGCUGCCCGACGCCGCGCCGACGCUGGCAGCGGUCGCGCCGUUCGCGGAGGGCCCCACCCGGAUCGGCGGAAUCGGGCACCUGCGGCACAAGGAAAGCGACCGGAUCGCCGCCCUGGCCGAGGGGCUCCGCCGCCUUGGGGCCCGGGUGGCCACCCAGGACGACGCGCUGGCAAUCGAGCCACCGGAGGGGACAGCGGCGCUCGUCCCGGGGACGAUGGAUCCGCACGGCGAUCACCGGAUCGCGAUGGCGCUGGCGCUUACCGGACUCCGGGUUCCAGGAGUACGAAUCGGGAAUCCGGAAGUGGUUGCCAAGUCGUUUCCGGGGUUUUGGGACGCGCUGUCGCAACUGGGUGCGCGGGUGGCCCGCCGGGAGGACGGGUAG
Molecule: messenger RNA, 1251 nt
Organism: Geodia barretti
Lineage: Eukaryota; Metazoa; Porifera; Demospongiae; Tetractinellida; Geodiidae
Source: the annotation of a GenBank genome assembly